Molecule: messenger RNA, 927 nt
Organism: Prorocentrum cordatum
Lineage: Eukaryota; Dinophyceae; Prorocentrales; Prorocentraceae
Source: the annotation of a GenBank genome assembly
AUGGUGGACGAGGCCUCGAAUGGCUUCGGCAAGGCCGAGGUGCCCAAGAAGCACGCCACGGCAGGGCCCUACACGGGGGGCAGCCCGGAUGCGGAGAGGCGGCAGCUCGUGAACAAGCUCUGGGAGGUGCAGCAACGUGGCUGGGAGGCCAAGGCCAAGUGGUGGAGCUUCUGCAAGGUCCAUGCGGAAGGAAACACCGACCCGAAGGUGCACGACGUCGCAUUUAUGCAGACUUUCUUCGAGUCUCUCGAGGCUGGCGAGAUAGCGAUCGAAGAGGGUUGCCCAUUCCAGCCGAAGGGGAAGGGCGACAAAGGCGGCAAGGGCGACAAAGGCGGCAAGGGUGGCAAGGACGGCAAGGCGGGAGGGAAAGACUGGGGCUCCAAAGGUUUCGGCAAGAGCUGGGAUUCGAAGGGCCCUCCAAAGGGUAAGGGCGGCAAAGGCGCCCCAGCGGCCGCACUGCCAGGUGGCGGCGGUGACGACUGCAAGAUUUUUGCGGGGCGCCUGCCGAGAGACUGCACCGAGCAGGAACUAUCGACCCAUUUUUCCUGGUAUGGGACAGUGACGCAGUGCGUGCUGAAGUACGACGACAUGGGCGGCUUCAGAGGAUUUGGUUUUGUCCACUUCGACAGCGCAGAGGCCGUCCAGAAGGUCCUCGCCGACGCCGCCAACAUGACACUGAAGGGGAAGUGGAUCGACGUCAAGCCGUCGACCAGCAGCGGUGGCGGCGGCGGCGGUGGCAAGGGCAAGGGCGACAAGGGCGGCAAGGGCAAAGGCGACAUGGGCGGUAAGGGUAAGGGUAAGGGCGACAAGGGCGACAAGGGCUUCAAAGGUGGAAAGGGCGGAAAAGACAAGGGCGGCGGCAAGAAGGGCGGGAAGGACAAGGGCGGGUGGGGCGGCGGCGGCUGGGGAGGCGGCGGCGGCUGGUGA